CGGAGAUUCGGAGUCGGAGUCCGGAGUCGGAGUCGGAGUCGGAGCGGUGGGGCUGGGGCGCCGUCACCGCCGGCCUUGCCCUUGCCCUUGCCCUUGCCCUUGCCCUUGCCUCGUGGGAUGCGUGGGGGCAUCUCCUUCCUUCUCCCUCACACCUCCCCCCUCCCCUAUUUUGGUCGGUCCUCUCCUCCCUCCCCUUGCGUUCAUCAUAGCUGACUAGGAGUAUAUAUAGCAUUAGGUAGAUUGAUCGAUUCCUCCGUCUUCUUCCUCCCGCGCUGCCCUGCCCUGCCCUGCUGUGGAAGCUGACACCACUUUGGGAGUUGCUGCCAACUACCGGGCGAGGCUGUCAAAUUCUCUACUACAGUAGUAUUUGGCAGCCAGCCCGUGACCAAUUCCAACUCCACCGGUGGUAAAUAAAUCAUCUACAGCAUCAACAGGGAUUAGGGCACGCUGCGGAGAUAUAAUAAAUAACGUGCACAAGUUUCCUCCUUUGUCACAAGAGUACCAUUCCUGCUGAGAGGUUUGGCUGCGCGCUCCCCCACGAUGGCUUCCUUCUCGGGACACCUCCACCGCCCCCUCUCUGCCAUGGCCGUCGCUGCCUUCGCCGCCGUCUCCUCCCACGAGCUUCCUGACAAGCUGUCCCACCACAGGCUCUCUGAUGCAAGCACGAGCACAGACACGCUUGCGUCGCUUCCGUCAACCAGGGCAGAUGCUCCAGCAGCAGCAGCAGCGCCUUCGGCCUCUGCCCUUUCUGGCACGCAGCUGCUGCCACGCGACCUCCACAGCUUGCGUCUGCUGAAGGCGCCCUUCGCGUCUCUUCCGGUUAUGCAGACAGUUUAUCAAUAUGCUAACUUUCCCAAGACCUCAGGACAAACAGAUGUGAUGCCUGUGAUUCCUUCCUCGCCAUCCGAUGUGCUAUACCGCUGGCAUCUGCCAGACCCCAGGGUCUGUGCUGAGUUCCCUGACAAGUCUCAGACGGUCGUGGUCCUUCUUGGGUGGCUGGGCUCAAGACAGAAACAUCUCAAGAGAUAUGCCGAUUGGUACACCUCAAGGGGCUUCCAUGUCAUCACCUUCACCCUCCCGAUGUCUGACAUUGUCAGUUACAACCUUGGAGGCAAGGCUGAGAAGAAUGUUGAGAUGCUAUCCGAACAUCUUGCUGACUGGGUCAGGGAGGAGAGUGGGAAGAAGAUUAUUUUCCACACCUUCAGUAAUACUGGUUGGCUUUGCUAUGGCGUAAUUCUAGAGAAUUUGCAACAGCAGGAUCCUUCAGCAGUGGACAGAAUUAAAGCUUGUGUAGUAGACUCAGCACCUGUUGCUGCACCUGAUCCUCAGGUUUGGGCUUUGGGCUUCUCAGCUGCCCUCAUGAAAAAACGCAGUGUCACCACAAAGGGACUGGGUUCAGAUGAUUCAAGGUCUGAUGUCCUAGUUGUGGAGUCUAACAAGGAGCCCAAGCUGGGAGAGGCGGUUCUACUGUCAGCUUUGGAGAGUUUCUUUGACGUUGUUUUGAACUAUCCAAAGAUCAACAGGAGGUUAUCUGACGUGAUGGAGCUUUUGUCUUCUAAGCAACCAAAGUGCCCCCAACUGUACAUAUACAGCUCCGCCGACAGGGUGAUCCCAGCGAAAUCAGUGGAGGCAUUCAUCGAGGGUCAGCGGAAAGCUGGGCACGAGGUGAGGGCUUGCGACUUCGUGUCAUCGCCCCAUGUGGACCAUUACCGGAGCAAUCCUGGGCUGUAUACUUCUCAGCUGGGCAACUUCUUAGAGGAAUGUGUGCUUGCCAAUGAUAGUGAGGGUGCUUGCGCAUCAUGAUUAUCAUGUUGCUGCGGCAAAUACAAAAUGAUCAGUUGUUUCCUUUUAUUUGUCCCUUUUCUUGAAUUGGAAUGCACCAGGGCUAUAUACGUGGGUUAUACCAGGAAAAUCCUGACCUUUUUUUUUUUCUCUCCCCUUUGUUUUCUGUCUUUGUGGCUGACCUUUCUAUUCCCCGUCUUCUUGUUUUUACUGUCUUUGUGAGUGGAGUUUGGGCGCGCAACUGUAAAAAUGUUGAGGAGAAAUAACCAAAAGAAACGAGAGGAAAUUCUUUUUUAUCGAUUAACUGA
Messenger RNA from Sorghum bicolor (sorghum), 2090 nucleotides. Its product is annotated as transmembrane protein 53. The transcript has 6 exons. The record is from RefSeq and is a predicted model, not a curated record. The coding region runs from base 541 to 1803 and encodes 420 amino acids. Lineage: Eukaryota; Viridiplantae; Streptophyta; Magnoliopsida; Poales; Poaceae.